AUGUCUGAUCAAAACGUUCGUCCAAACAAAUAUGGGGAACUGCGAAACAAGUAUAAAUACUACAUCGAUUUGUAUAAUGCAUUGUAUCAGCUUAAAACUGAAAAGGAAGAAGAACUCAAAAAAAUUUACAAAAAGAUCCAAACAGAAUUGAUCGACUCAAAGAGAUUCCUACCCCAACGCAUUGUUGAAGAUAUUUUAAAUAUCAUUCCGUGUAAUAAUCGCUAUACAAAGUCAUAUUUAUCUCUUGCUAAAUUCAUAUGUGAUGACUAUCAUGUCAAAGAGAUCAAUAGGAUUAAUCCUAUUUCAAACUUCUUUUUUUACAAAGAAUAUGGAAUUAAAUUAGACAAGUCAUGUGAUUUCGAAAAAAUUAACACAGAAGAGUUGGAUAUUCUUACAACAGAUACAAUUUACAGGGCAAUUAUGAAUAAUGACUUAAAAAGACUUAUUUCAUUCACCGAAAGAGAAGGUUUUGAUAAAGAUAAAGAACUUUACAACAAAUUAUAUCAAUGUCCUACAUAUAAUUUAUCAUAUCUUGACUUAUGUUGUUACUAUGGAGCAAUUGACUGCUUCAAGUUCUUAAGAACUAAAUUCAACUCAGAAAUAACUCGUGUAAGUCUUGAAUUUUCAUUUUUAGGCGGAAAUCCAGAUAUCAUGAGUGAAUGUUUGAAAUAUCAAAAACCAGAUAUGUGGUGCAUGAUAUAUGCAAUUAUUUCACAUAACAUUGAUUUUGUUACAUUCUUGAUGAAUGAGUACAAUUUAGAUGUGAAGAUAAACAAUUGUCCAAAAUUUAAAAAUCUUGAAUCAUUAUUUGUCUAUUUCGAUAAAACUAAUGAUAUUAACAAUUGUUUUGCUUAUUCAGCGAUGUUUAAUAUUCCAUCCCUUUGUGAAUAUUUCCUUUCACUUGGUGCUGAUAUCCAUGCAAUAAACGAUGAUGGACAAACAGCUCUUUUUGGUGCAGCUUCUAAUAAUAGUUAUGAAACAGCCAAAUUUCUUCUUUCACAGGGUGCAGAUACCAAUGAAAAAAAUCGAAUUGAAAUGACUGCUCUUCAUAUUUCAGCAAAAAACAACUAUAAAGAAUUAGUCAAACUUCUUAUUUCACAUGGUGCAAAUGUCGAUGAAAAAACUCCUGAUGGAAGAACCCCUCUUCAUCUUGCUAUAAAAAAUAAUUGUACCGAAACAAUUGAACUUCUUCUUUCACUUGGCGCAAAUAUCAACGAAAAAAAUAUAUGUGGGACAACCGUUAUUCAUACUGCAGCAUAUCAGUGUAGAAAAGAAAUAGCCGAAGUUCUUAUUUCACAUGGUGCAAAUAUCAAUGAAAAAGGUGAUAAUGGAAAACCUGUUCUUCAUGAAGCAGCAUAUAAUAAUAGUACAGAAACAGCCGAACUUCUUAUUUCACAUGGUAUAGAUAUCAAUGAAAAAGAUAAUGAUGGACAAACCGCUCUUCAUAUUGCUACAGAUAUAGAUAAUUAA
This is a messenger RNA of Trichomonas vaginalis G3, 1470 nucleotides long. RefSeq names its product spectrin binding. The transcript has a single exon. NCBI's taxonomy places the organism in Eukaryota, Parabasalia, Trichomonadida, Trichomonadidae. Gene Ontology annotation, molecular function: protein binding. Bases 1 to 1470 code for a protein of 489 amino acids. The record is from RefSeq and is a predicted model, not a curated record.